AUGGAGGGUUUCUCUGGCGACUCCGAGGACGACAUCCCGUUUGCAUUAUUGACCAACAGGACUUCGCAAAAGAGGCAACGUUCUCCGACCGAACGCACUGCGACGCUGCUGGAUCUGGAUGUUACAGACUGUCCCAUUUGCUAUCAUCCCCUCACCAUUCCAAUCUUCCAGUGUGAUAAUGGACAUAUAGUAUGCUCUACUUGCUGCGAAAAAUUGAGCCAGAAAUGUGCAACAUGCUCUUUACCAACUCUUUCCCGCAACAGAGCCAUGGAGCGGGUUCUUGAACUACUUAAAGCUCGAUGUCCGAAUCCUGGUUGCUCCGAGAUUGUCUCUUGUUCUGAAACAUCAGCACAUGUAACUCAUUGUGCUUUCACCCAGCGCACUUGCCCUUUUAGCAGCUGUGACUUUACUUGCUCCUUCAAGGAUUUAUAUGAACACAGCGUUACUAAACACAGGAUUGCGUCACCUUACGUUCCUAAUCCUGGCCGCUCCUUUCCCUUGAGCAUGUUUAAAUGCAGAACGCCCAUGCAUGUGGCUCUCAUACCGUAUAAGAGGAUGAUUAUUAAGGAACGGACUACAGAAAGAGAAGGAGAAGGAGAGAUUGUGGUUGUGGAGUGGUUCGACAUGCCAGACGGUCGGAUAUUCUAUGCCUGCUGUAUUGGACCAGGAACAGUCAAGUUCUCCUACCAACUGAAGCUAUCUUUAGAUUCCGGUGAUGACUUGGUGUUUAACUCAAACCUCCAAAGAGUCAGUGAAGUGAGCAAUGAACCACCAAGUGCGCGUUUUUUGUUGGUUCCUUCAUGGUACAGUUACCUUUCCAUCUGCACUCCUCCAAUGGAUAUUGAUGUCGGACCUGUUGAUCCAUCUGUCCUUUACGAACAAGAACUCCAUGUCUCCUCCGCUGUCUGGGAAGCACAGUGUUGGAGUUAUUUUCACUUGGAUAUUGGUAGACCGGAGAAGUCUGAAGAGAGUUUCCCACUUGCUCUUUUGUGGAAAGGUAAAGGUAGUAGAUCCAAAACUGAUCUCUCUGAGUACCGGAGAGAGCUUGAUGAUCUAGAUCCAAGCAAGAUUGCUUGUAUGAGGGAGUUUGAGGAAGCUGCUUCAGGGAUUUCGAUGGAGAGAUUGUCUCCAAUAGAGAGGGAAGUGAUGGAGAGUGUGAAAGAUACAUUCUCUAGUAAUUUGACGUUUGGAGGAUGGCAAGAGGUGGCUGUUAACAGUAGUUACGGGAAGCGCAGGCGUCGGAAUGAUCAAACUCCGACGAUGAAUAAUGGUGGUGGUGGUGGUAGUCUUCUCGAAUCUCUACUGCUUCAAAAGGACACCUGA
This is a messenger RNA of Eruca vesicaria subsp. sativa (arugula), 1323 nucleotides long. NCBI's taxonomy places the organism in Eukaryota, Viridiplantae, Streptophyta, Magnoliopsida, Brassicales, Brassicaceae. The record is from the annotation of a GenBank genome assembly.